Messenger RNA from Lampris incognitus (smalleye Pacific opah), 959 nucleotides. Its product is annotated as phosducin-like protein. The coding region runs from base 39 to 959 and encodes 306 amino acids. NCBI's taxonomy places the organism in Eukaryota, Metazoa, Chordata, Actinopteri, Lampriformes, Lampridae. The transcript has a single exon. Gene Ontology annotation, biological process: regulation of G protein-coupled receptor signaling pathway. The record is from RefSeq and is a predicted model, not a curated record.
UAAUGUGAGGUCGUAAUACAAAAAGGUGAGCAGCAGUCAUGACAACUCUGGAUGACAAGGUUCUUGGAGAGAAGCUGCAGUACUACUAUAGCAGCAGUGAGGAUGAAGGCAGUGACAAUGAGGAUGAAGAUGGAGAAUCCAAAAGCAUUCGCAAUCCUGAUGUCUUGGAGCCUGAGAUAGACUAUAGCCCGGAUGGAAGUGCUGUCAACACAGGACCAAAGGGUGUGAUCAACGACUGGAGGAAGUACAAGCAGCUGGAGGUGGAGCAGAGGCAGGAGCAAAAGAAAGAGAUGGAAAGGUUGAUCAAGAAGCUGUCCAUGACCUGCCGCUCAGACCUGGACUUGCAGAAGGAUAAGGAGAAACAGAAAGACAUACAGGAUAAGAUAAAAGGCAAAAUGACGUUACAGGAAUACAGCAUGCUCCAGGAGGAGGAGGAUGAUGAGGAUUUCCUCCAGCACUACCGCAUGCAGCGCAUUGAAGAGAUGCGGCGCCAGCUGUGUCGUGGCAAGCGGUUUGAGCAGGUCUAUGAGCUGAACAGUGGAGAGGAGUUCCUUGAGGCCCUGGAUAAGGAGGACAAAAGCACUGUGGUCAUGAUCCACAUCUAUGAGCCCGAUGUCCCAGGUUGUGAGGCAAUGAGUGGCAGCCUUCUGUGUCUAGCCCAGGAAUACCCACUGGUCACAUUUUGCAGCGUACGUAGCUCCGCAAUAAGCACCAGCGCAUUGUUCAGAGGUAGCGCUCUGCCAGCCCUACUGGUUUAUAAAGGUGGGGACCUGAUUGGUAAUUUUGUGCGGGUCACAGACCAGCUAGGGGAAGACUUCUUUGCUGUUGAUCUGGAGGCCCUGCUGCAAGACUAUGGCCUUCUGCCAGAUAAACCUGUCCUCAUCCCAAAGACAAUUUGCAAUGGAGCAAUCAUACAGCACACUCACAGUGAUGAGGACUCUGAUCUCGAUAUAGACUAG